Molecule: messenger RNA, 3800 nt
Organism: Porites lobata
Lineage: Eukaryota; Metazoa; Cnidaria; Anthozoa; Scleractinia; Poritidae
Source: the annotation of a GenBank genome assembly
AUGGCUUCAGCGUUUCCGCCAUCAGCCAAACGGGCCCGAACAGCAGCUGAAGCCCCUUCAGUCAGGAAACAAGGCAAAGAAGUCAGCAUUCCAUGGGAUGAAAUCUGUCCAACCUUCAUAAGUGAAUGGUUGGAUACAUUUAGUAAGGCCAACAACACUACAAGAGACAUCCUGCUAGCCAGUGUCUUGCCAACUGUGGCAUGCUUGAUGGGGCCCUCAACCGUCAAGGUUGACUGUAGAAUACUGGCAGAAACUGUAAACCUCUACAUGAUCUGCUUGUGUGACCCCGGGGCAGGGAAGUCCCCUGCCUUUCAACACGGCUGUGCACAGCCGAUAAGGUUGCAUGUGGAGGCAAAAGAGGAUAACCCUUUAUUUGUCGAUGAAUUUACGGAAGCUGGGCUAUUCCGGCAGCUCAAAUCAACUCCUGGCCAUAAAGCCAUCAUUGGCAAGGAGGAAGCAUCCCAGUUUUUUGAACAGCUGCUGGGUGCUUCCAGGGAAAAGAGCCGCAUAGACAUGGAGCGCAUGAUCCAGUUAUAUGACGGAAGCACAUGGGUUUAUACACGAGGAGACAAGUCAGCACGUCAAGUCAUUGACAGCCCAGGGGUGUCAGUGAGUGGCUACAGCCAACCCAACCGCUUCUUUCCAAUUUAUGUGAAACUAAAGGAAAGGCAGGAUGGUGCAGUGGACAGGAUUCUUAUGUACCAGCCUUUGCCACAUCGUCUGGCAGCACGUGAAACUAGAGAUUUUAUCACCAAACUGAAUCAUUCUGAAGUGAAAGAUCUCAGGUAACUUUUUGUUUAUGGCAAGUUUUAAACAUAUGUUGAUGGAACAAUUUAACUGACCUGAAUGUUUUGGGUCCAUACAUGUAAGUAGGUGUACACUACAGAAAAAAUGUUAUAUAUAUAUAUAUAUAUAUUUAUAUAUUUAUUUAUUUAUAUAUAUAUAUACAAUGAACACAGCAACAGCUUACCAGGAUAGAAACUUUGUACAACUCUUUGGAGUUUCAGGUUAUUCUAGGACAAUAGGCAUGAGUUAUUUUGUCCCUAACAAUGUUAAUAUGAUUGUCCUGAAAGCUGGCAAGGGUUAGCCUAUUCACUCAUGGAAGUACAGACAAGUUACCUCCUUAAUACGGACACCAAAGGUACAGAGCUAAGUGUCCGUGUUACAGAGGUGUCCAUAUUAUAGAGGUAGGGAGUGUAUGAUUUUUAGCAUUUCUGGGACCAAGAGAUCUGUCUGUAAAAGAUUGGUGUCCGUAUUAUAGAGGUGUCAGUAAGGAGAGGUUCGACUGUACAAAAAAUGUAAGAAGUAAGAAAAAAAUGUUUUUAAAUUUCAGGGCCAUCUAUUCUGCCAUAUACGAGUUUUCUCAUUCUGAAAAUGGCCCUGCAACAUACUCCCUAGACAGAGCGGGCAAUGCAAGGUAUGAGGAAUUCAUAGAUGGCAUCUCUGCCUCCCUGAACAGCCAGUGGGCAAGAAACAUCUGCCCAGAAGAUGUCUCCAAAGAUGAUAGACAUGUACUGCGGCUGGCAGUAGUUCUACAUGUUUUAUAUGACCAACUAACAAAAUUCCUUCAAGGACAAGAAAAAUCCCCACCAUCACAAGUUAUUAGCAGCACAACAAUUCAGAGGAGCAUUACACUGUGCAAAUACUUCACAGCACAGAGAAGAAUCCUUGACCAGGUAAGUGGUUGUUCAAUAAUUAAUUAUUGGACAAGGUUGAGCAAAAUAUCCUGAUUUGUCAGUGGUGAGCAGGUCAAUUAUUUGUCGAAGCCGAUGGCUGAGGCAAAGAAUUGAUCUGCGAGACACUGAAAAAUCAAGAUAUGUUGUGAAAACCGAGUUCAAUAAUAAUUGUUUUAUCAUUUGAUCAAUAAGUUUGUUUUUACUGUAAGUUUGUUUUUCGUGGACACAACUUUGCGUGAGCAGAAUAUUAUUUAUAGCUAAAUCAUUGUUGGACCCGUAUGCGCAUGAGAAGACCAUUAUUUGUAGGCAGUUAUUUGCAGGUCACGUGGUAGGCUCUGAGCCAAUGAAAAGGAUGGAAAAAAUGAAUCAAAUGAUUAUAAAAUUUAUGUGUGACUGGUUUAUGGAGGCACAAAUGAACCAACAGCAAAUGCUCUUAACACCAGUAACAGGGAUUAAGAAAAGGGAAACCAUUUUUUUGUAAUAAUACUGGAGUCUUGGAUUAAAUCGCCCAGGGUAAUGCCAAAGUAGUUCAAUACUUUCAGCAUCAACAAAAAUGAUAAAAUACAUUGUGUAGUUGGGCAAUAGUGUAGUUAAGCUAGGUGAUUUCACCAUGUUUCUUUUACAUGUUCAAAUAUAUUGUGAGAGAUAUAAACUCAAAGAAAAAACCAUUUUCUCUUUCAAGAAUUGAAUUACAGUUGAAAAAUUCCGCUGAAUGAUAAUUUCUAUACUCCCAUUUCCUUGUUUUUCUUUGCCCUGUCCUAGUUUUAGGAACUUCCUAUGGAUGGUUCAAGAAAGUUGUAAUCCUUUAUUAAACAAGGCUGCAAAUAAUUUUUUUUUAUAAGCACGUCAUUUGUCAGGUCAGAGACCAGAUGUGGCCUCACAAGGAAAUUUAUAGUAUGGUCAGACAAAAAAAUUCCAAGUGAAAGAGCAAAAUUAGGAGUUCAACAAUACAACCUAUUUCACUGCUUUAAUUGCACAAUAUGAAUCACAGACAGGAGCUAUAACAGUUGUAUCAGUUCACUUAUCAGUCUUCAAUGACUUCACACCUAAAAAGACUCUCCUCAGAAGAUUCAUCUGACUCAUAAGCUGCGCAACCACCAACGCAAUUUUCUCUCACACACUACAUGUUUUUCUGUGCAAAUGGAGCAAACAGCCGUUAUCGUUUACGCCAGGGAAAAAAUGUGUCAGACAUUUAGAUCCUGCUGAUUUGUCACAAACAUCAAACCAAUGUAAAAACUCACCCUUUUACUAGGUUUGUAUAUGCCCUUGGCGAACUAAAGCUUCCUAUUUUUGGCUUUGUGGGAUUGGAAUGUCUGUUUUAUGUGCCAGUCAAAGUAAACCCCGACCUCCCCAACCCCAGGCUAAGGUUGGGAUUAGUUCUGGAUGGAAUACAAAACCUAAUUUUUUCCCCUGGGCAACGUAAUUAAUUAAUGUUUGCACUCUCCGCGUAACAUGAAUGACAAAUUAUCAGUCAGUGCAAAAGUACCGGCAAUAAAAGAGAGGGAUGUAGUUCUUCAUGAUCUAAAAAAUAUAAAGAAACAUGGGAGUGAAAAAAUACAAGGAAAGCAGCCAAUAAAAUCCCUUUCUAACUUUAUUUGCUUUUUAUUUCGUGAUGUUCACUUUAACUGGUUGAAUACCUUAGUUUAUGCAUACAUGUAAAUCACAAAACCAAGAUCCCUCAGGAACACUCAUUCCUAUUAUGUUUUGCAGCUUGUCUCCUCUGAUUCAGAGACCGCCCCAGCUGACAACUACGAAAGGCAAAGGCGCAUCCUCCUAUGUAAAGGGCCUUUUGUAUCAACACGUCUGGCCCAGCGCAAUUUUAGUGGGAAUGCAAGGCCAUCUGCUGCUGUUUUAAGUGACACCAUGCAAAUUUUGGCAACAGACGGCUUUGGCACAGUCAAAACCAUUGAAAGAAGCACCGUCUUCUUCAAGAAGCUUCCAGCGGAUCUCAGUGAUGAUGUCUUGGCCAUGUAUGAGGUGCCUCGGGAAAGGUACCUCCUCGCCUUUAAUGAGCGUGCAGACAAGUCCAUCAUCAAUAAGGAUUUAUUCAACAGAUUUCUCACCCACUCACCGCAUGAAGACCGCUUAAAGAACGAGCACGGUAUCACACCAGAGGAGGACUAG